AUGAAAGAUCUUGGCAAGCUGCAUUACUUUCUUGGUAUUCAAAUCCAAUAUCACGAAGGUGGAAUGUUUCUAUCUCAACAAAAAUAUGCAGAGGAUCUGUUAGCUGUAGCCGGUAUGUCAACAUGUGCUUCAGUUGCAACACCUCUCCCACAGCAGUUAAAACGAAAGUCACCACAAUCCGGUAACUCUGCUCCACCCUCUCACUCUACUCCGUUUGCUAAUCCUAAGUAUUUUCGUAGCUUGGCAGGUCGAUUGCAAUAUCUAACAUUAACAAGACCAGACCUGCAAUUCUCUGUCAACUACGUCUGUCAAAAAAUGCAUGACCAUACAGUCUCUGACUUCAACCUUCUCAAACGCAUUCUUCGCUAUAUCAAAGGGACAUCAACCAUGGGGAUUUCUUUUGACAGAUAUUCGGAUUCCAAACUCACUGCUUAUAGUGACAGCGACUAUGCAGGGUGUGAAAAGUCCAGUCGCUCAACAGGCGGAUUCUGCACCUUCCUUGGUCGCAAUAUGAUCUCAUGGUCAUCUAGAAAACAAGACACUGUCUCCAAAAGCUCAACAGAAGCUGAAUACAGGGCAAUGUCUGAAGCCACUUCUGAAAUCACCUGGUUUGUAAAUUUGCUUCAAGAUCUUGGGAUGCAAACAACCGCUACUCCAGAACUCUUUUGCGACAAUCUCUCCGCAGUCUAUCUCACAGCUAAUCCAAGUUUUCACUCUCGUACUAAACACUUUGCAACUCAUUACCACUACAUUCGGGAACAAGUUGCAUUCGGUAAUAUCAUCGUCAAUCAUAUCUCUGCAGAUUUUCAGAUCGCAGAUAUAUUUACCAAAUCGCUCCCACAACGGCCUUUCGAGCUUCUUAGGCUCAAACUUGGCGUCGACUUGCCACCUACUCCAAGUUUGCGGGGGAGUGUGAAGAACAGAGACCAAAACGACGUAGCUUUACAAAAAGGAUUAUUGGGACCACGGCCCAAUACAUUCCCAAAGCCCAUUCCAGCUCAACGGCUACCUGUGAAACACGACAAAGAAAAGCGGAAACCAACACCUUCAGACUGUACGACGAUGACGACCAAGAACCGAUUUGCAGCUCUCGAAUCCUGCGGUGACAAUGAGUCCACGUGA
This is a messenger RNA of Camelina sativa (false flax), 1122 nucleotides long. NCBI's taxonomy places the organism in Eukaryota, Viridiplantae, Streptophyta, Magnoliopsida, Brassicales, Brassicaceae. The record is from RefSeq and is a predicted model, not a curated record.